GGUGGCCGGGGGCGGAUGAAGAAACGGGGCAGCGGGGUGAUCGACAACAUUCUGGCCCAGGACGCCGUCGGUGGUGGAUCCCCGCCACAGCUCCAGCCACCGCAGCUGGCCGAUCUGCGGCAGACGCGCGAACGCAAACCGAACAUCAUUCUGAUCCUGACCGACGAUCAGGACGUGGAGCUGGGAUCGCUCAACUUUAUGCCGCGCACACUGCGGCUGCUGCGGGACGGUGGGGCCGAGUUCCGGCACGCCUACACGACCACCCCGAUGUGCUGCCCGGCCCGGUCCUCCAUCCUGACCGGCAUGUACGUGCACAACCACAUGGUGUUCACCAACAACGACAACUGCUCGAGCACGACCUGGCAGACGACGCACGAGACGCGCUCGUUCGCGACGUACCUCUCGAACGCCGGCUACCGGACUGGGUACUUUGGCAAGUACCUGAACAAGUACAACGGCUCCUACAUACCGCCGGGCUGGCGUGAAUGGGGUGGACUCAUCAUGAACUCCAAGUACUACAACUACAGUAUUAAUAUGAACGGGCAGAAGAUUAAGCACGGGUUCGACUACGCCAAGGACUACUACCCGGAUCUGAUCGCGAACGAUUCGAUCGCGUUCCUGCGCCAGUCGAAGCAGCAAAACCACCGGAAGCCGGUCCUGUUGGCGAUGAGCUUCCCGGCCCCGCACGGACCGGAGGACUCGGCCCCACAGUACAGUCACCUGUUCUUCAACGUCACCACGCACCACACACCAGCGUACGAUCACGCACCGAACCCGGACAAACAGUGGAUCCUCCGCGUGACGCAACCAAUGGAACCGAUCCAUCGGAAGUUUACCGAUUUGCUAAUGACGAAGCGCCUGCAAACGUUACAGAGUGUUGACGUGGCGGUAGAACGGGUUUACCAGGAGCUAAAGACCCUGGGCGAGCUGGAGAACACCUACAUAAUCUACACGUCCGAUCACGGUUACCAUCUCGGGCAAUUCGGAUUGAUUAAGGGCAAAAGCUUCCCGUUCGAGUUCGACGUACGGGUUCCUUUCCUGAUGCGUGGUCCCGGCAUCGAACCCGCCACGAUUAUUGAUGAAAUCGUCCUCAAUGUGGAUCUGGCACCGACCUUCCUGGACAUUGGAGGCGUUGCUCCACCGCCGCACAUGGACGGACGAAGCAUUCUGCCGCUGGUGCUGAACCGGCACCGCACGGUACUGGACAAGUGGCCCGACACAUUCCUCAUCGAGAGCUCCGGUCGGCGGGAAACACCGGAGCAGAUUCAGGAGCAAAAGCAACGCGCAGCAGCCGCACGCUACAGUGCCCGGUUCAACCUGUUGAACGGGAACGGAACGGCCAAGAAGCCGGAACCGGAAGUGUUGGUCGAAAGCGGCCGUCAGUCAACGUUGAGUGCCUCCAGCGUAGCGGUGCUCGAGCACAUCGAUACUGGCGAUCGCAAAGAGUUGGAUUUUAGCUCUCACGAGCACGAGGAUGACGAGGACGAGCAUGAUGAGGACGAAGACGAUGAUCAGCAUGCCGCAAUGGAAGGUGAAACCGAUACGAUCGAUCAGAAACGAGGACGCGAGCUUCCCGAGGACUAUGUGAUCGAUCAUCAGGAGGCGCAUUCCUUCGACCAAUCACCACCUCAGCAUGAUAUCCAUCAUCAGCACCAGCAAAACUUGGACAACCAUUUAACGCCGUUCCGUUCGAAGAUGGACCGCCUGAACAUUGAGUGUGCCGAUCCGGCUCUGCAACAGAACUGCGUUCCCGGCCAAAAGUGGCAGUGCAUCACCGAAGACGGCCGGUGGCGAAAGCACAAGUGCAAAUUCCACGGCCAACUGCAGCAGCACCUGGCGGAGAUUCAUAAGAAAGCGGGUCCAUCGACCAAUGGUCGCAAUUGUGCCUGCUUUACGCCGGACAACUUUUUCUACACCAAAAUCAAAACCAAACGCGAUCACACAAAGUGGCAACCGGCGGCAACCGGUGGUCACCGAGCGGUGCACCACCAUCGGCGCCGGGGCGGCCGUCAGAAGCGAUCGAUCGCGGAAGAGGGCGACGAGAUACUGCUGAUGGAGGCGAAGGGACCGGCAAUGGAGUCUCUGUUAGAGAUCGCUGCCCAAAUCGAUGAUCUGCAGGCGGCACUGGUGCAUGCGGAGGAGAGCGAAGGCGGCAAAAGGACUAAACGAGAUGCUAGCUCGCCGUCACCGUCCCUGAACCACCUGAAGGGAGUGGUCCACGAACUGCAGCAACAGCUAACGGAAAUAAUGGAGAUGAUUGUGGAAAAUGCCACCCAGCAGAACGAUACGGUCGACGGGCAGGAAGGGCAUGGGAUCAUGGGUAGCGCUCCCUCGAAGCGUUGUUUUGUAGUUACCGCGGAUCGCAUCAACUGCACGAGUGUCGGUGAUGAGCAGGGCUGGAAGCGCAGCCGCAUGACGGUGGAUCAGUUGAUGCGCGUGCUGACCGAAAAACGAAACGAACUAAGAACCUUCAAACGAACGCUGCGUGUGCAACGGCCGUCCGGUUCCCACGGAGAGGACUCGCAACCUGAGGAGGACGGCGAAGAAGAGGAAGAACUGCCCGAUAGUGGUCCCAUCGAGCCCCUUUCGACGUCUACCACUUCAACGGAGGCGCCAUUAAUGUCCUCCAGCACGCUGGGACCUUCGAAGGUGAUGGAAACUACCGAAUCGGGAGACAACAACAUACCGCGAAGGCCGUCGCAUGGAGGAGCAGUUCGACGACCUCCGGGAAAAUUCCACAACGGCUACGGACACCGGCGAAAGGUUGUGAAGCCAACGCCGGCCGUUGUAGAGGACGAAGACGGCAGUGGGCCACUGAUUGAUGCGAGUUUAUUUAGCACGGAAAGACAACCCGUGCUAAGACCGGCCAGUGGACAAGGAUCCCUCAAUCGUACCGCUCAAGGAGGAGGACGUCAUCGUGGGCAAAACCAGCGUACACCACCGCGGGGACGCCAUCGGGGUGAAGGUGCGACGGUGUCGACGUCCACUACCACCGUUUCAACAACCGAGUGGGGGUCCAAUACCGAUGGUCGGUGGGAUGUGAGGAGCGAAGAGUCGCAAAACACGUCACGAACUAGCACCGAAGGAGAUGACACCUCAGCGGGAACAAUGUCAAACCGGGAGAUGCCGAGCACGACCGAAGCUUUCGAAAGCCACCACUCAGCCAGUGAGGAAAAUAGUUUCUCCCAAAAUGCUAUCGAUGCGACCACAGCAUCGACGACGACAACCACGUCGACGGCAGACCAAAGAACGACACUCUACGAUAGUGGCAGUGGCAGUGAUCGUAAAAAUGUUGUCGAUCGUCGUAAGGCGGUCGGCAAGGAUCGUCCUUCCGGCGUAAACCGGACCCUGGAGACGCAGUACAGUGGCAACUCGGUGCAGCAGAACGCGAUUCCGACUGCGGCCAUCGAUGCUACGCUGCCGCCUACCGAGUGUUAUUGUGCCGAAGAGACGGAAAGCCCACAACCGGACGAGAAGGAACUGGCCCGCGAAACACGCCGUCGGUUGAAGGAAGAGCGCCAGCGAAAGAAGGAACGGAAGCGCAUUAAGAAGGCCAAAAUGGAGAAGGAGUGUUUGUCGGAGCGAAUGAAUUGCUUUAGCCACGACAGCAACCACUGGCGGACGGAGCCGAUGUGGGACGAUAAACCGUUCUGCUUCUGUAUGAACGCCAACAACAACACGUACAGCUGCCUGCGUACGAUCAAUCAGACGCACAACUUCCUUUAUUGCGAGUUCACCACCGGACUGGUGACGUACUACAAUCUCCGGAUAGAUCCGUUCGAAACGCAAAACCGCGAGGCGUCACUGACGGCCGAAGAGAAGAUGGUGCUACACGAGACUCUGGAAGAGAUGAAGCGUUGCCGGGGUAAGAGUUGCACCUUACCACGGUACCAGCAACCGAACGCGCUACCGGAAAGUAAUCUGUUGCCUCCGGCCAACGGGUUCGGUUCGUUUGGCGUUCACACUGGUGGCCGCCAGGGCGGCGGAAAUACACCCUACGGUACCGGAAACGGUGGAACCCGCCGGAAGCAUCACAAUCACCGUGACCAUUCAACUCAUGGAGCUAGUGGCGUUGGUGGUGGGCACUAUCCGGUGGACUUCGAUGGUAGUCAAACGUUGGCGGGAGGCGUAGGUUUGGGAGGAAAUGCAAAGAAGAAGAACAAAUACGGAAAACGGAAACAUCACCAACAGCAGCAGCAGCACAACAACCGCCGACAGUUUGGCGAGCUAAUCUCGCCUCACGAGAACGACUUCAGUUUCGUGGGGACGGCCCCAAAUGGUGCAACGAAACGAAACCGAACCAGCCGACGCCCGGUUUGGCACACGAUCUACAAUGAGUAAACGCGGCAGCAUGGGACCAUCGAGUGUUGCCUAAAGAAGCAAGCCAAAUGAAAAAUUCGCUGAAUAUUUCGAACCGCAAAGGGUCCGGCCCUGCACAGAUGCCAGCUCGCUAAUGAUUCCACUUGAUGAUACACUGUUACCGCGGGACUGAACUUGUUUCGUGUUUCGCACUGUGGUCUUAGCGGUGUUUAGUCUAACCCAUUCGCCAAUCUGUGAGUGUUGUUUGUUUAGUGUUUAGUACCUCUCUGUUUUCCGUGUGAUCUUUGUCCAUGAUUUUAGUCUUUUUUUGAUGAAACACCUGUGUACAUUUAUCCGUGUAAUCAAUUUUGAAACACUUACGCUAUCUAUCGGUCACAAGCGUCGGUUUACACUGCCAUUCCAAUGCAAUCGUACGGCGUGGAGAAGUAGGAAAUAGUAAUCUCUCUAUGCUCUUCCUGUAUUGUAUUGACAAAAUGUUAGAAGGUGGGAACAGCUUUGGGCAGCUGAAUUAAUUUUUUAGACGCAUCGAAGGGUCAUAAAACAAGUCCUAUUCCGUUUAGGGUAACGAGAGAGAAAAAAAGAAGCAACCCAGUUUGUUUUUAUACCAUUUGUCGAAUUAUUUUAAUUUAGUAAAAUGUUAUUUCUCAUAUGUUGCGCGUAUGGGAGAGUUGUUGAUUAAAUUUUGCUAAUCGAACAUCAAUCUUGUCACUUUCUUUAGUUUGUUUUUUUACAUCCAGGCUUGCAGGCAGCUAUACAGAUAAUAAUAUAGACUAUGCUAGACAGGUUAUUGUACAUUUUUGCACAGUAUCACACGUGAUCGUUAGGCAGUCUACGGAAUAGAAAACGACGCUGGGUCGUCUAGAAGUUGGUACCUUUUAAGUAUUCACGAAAGGACACUAUCGGCUUUUGUAAAAUGUAUCCUACUUCGGCCCUUCAUACGCUUGUGGCUCUCAUACGGGCUGCUACUCGAGAAUAUCGCUAGGAGGACUAAAUUCAGAAUGCUUACAGGCAAUCUACGGUUGUUUCUUCGAUUUUUCUGGUCAACAACCCUUAGUGUGGCGCGGCAGCAAAUAUGCAGAAACCAUAUAUUUAUUGCUUUAGCAGGUACACGUAGGCAUGGAAAAUGCGCAUAACUUAAAGGCGAGCGAGACCAACAAGUAUAUAGGGGCGAAAAGUUGUCGCUGUGGAGAGGUUGAUGUAGCUCUAUGAACCGGAAGGCUAUCGGUUUUAGGGUGAAGCUGUGCCGUGCUCAAACAGUGGCUCCGAGUAUGAACAAAUGUAUCAAUUUAAUCCACGGCACACGCGCGACAUAAGCCAUACUCCCGACAACGCAAGCAACACAAAACGACGACGAGUGAAGAUGAGCAAACAAAUAAUCGUACGGAUAACAUAAAAACAAUAUGAUAGUAGUGCUGUAUACAGAAUAGUGAACAUAGAAG
Molecule: messenger RNA, 5759 nt
Organism: Anopheles bellator
Lineage: Eukaryota; Metazoa; Arthropoda; Insecta; Diptera; Culicidae
Gene: Sulf1
Product: extracellular sulfatase SULF-1 homolog
Exons: 9
Coding region: 16-4341 (1441 amino acids)
Molecular function (GO): glycosaminoglycan binding; N-acetylglucosamine-6-sulfatase activity
Source: RefSeq, a predicted model, not a curated record